AGCUUGAGGAUUAUAGUUUGUAUGAUCUAAAUUCGCAGUCAUCUGACCAUGUAGAUUAGAAUUAUAUUGCUGUAUGCAAGCAUCAGGACGUCUACAAUACCCCUUUGUCAGUAAGGCGAGGCUUCCAGUGCAGGUCAUGGAGAGUUCUUCACGGCGAGAGGCAAAAGCAGCGGUGUGUGCUCAAGCGCAGCAUGAGCCAUGGAUAAGUAUGAGUCUCCAAGUGGCGACGGUUCUGUAUCUGUGCUCACUAAAGAGUCGGAACCCGCAAAAGAGUCAGAGCUUACGAAAGGGUCAGCUGUACAAUGUACUGGAGGUCCUAAAGGCAAUGAGCGCUUUGAGGUAUGGCCAACACCCCGGUUACAAAAUGGCCGUGCGGAGCAAAGGGCCACCCACUUCAGCAGCUUACAAAAGAAAACGUCAUGUCCAUCGAAGCGUCCACGAGGCCACCAAGCAGCCACUCUAUUAGAUCUCAUGACAAUCCGAGCCCUUCACAGCAAAACUUUACGAUGCUUCAGUCUGGGGACCGCACUGGGUUUUCGCAUCCGCGGCGGUGUGCAGACCGACAUACCAGCAAUUAUUGUUUUCGUUGCUCGCAAAGUGCACAGGCACUGGCUACAAGAGGCCCAGGAGCUUCCCUUGAUCCUUGAAGGUCCGGGCGGGGUAUGGUGCGAUGUGGAUGUCGUUGAAUUCUCACUAUUGGGUUCGCAGCGGCCUCAGGAUCCAGUUUACACCGAUCUUGUGGAGGGUCUUCGAGGUGGCGACGCCACUAUUGGAUCAGGCUCACAGGUUGCAUGCUUUGAGCUUUAUGGUACGCUCAGUGCAAUAGUUCGAAGUCGAACUGGUCUCUGCCAGGUUGGAUUUCUGACGAAUCGACACGUCGCCGUGAGUCUCGAUCACCCCGUCCAGAAGUUGUUCCAUCCCCUUCCUCCUCAUCUCGGACCAGGAGUGUACCUGGGUGCAGUGGAGCGCACCACGACUUUCAUACGGGAUGAUCUGUGGUAUGGCGUUUUUGCCAGCACGAACCCUGAAUCAUUUGUGCGGGCAGAUGGUGCCUUCAUUCCAUUUGAUAGCAAUCUAGAUGUAAGGAACUUUAUAAGUCCAUUUGUGAAGAGCGUGGGGGAAAUCGGGGAGGUGAUAUCGGUGGACUUGCAGGCCCCAUUGAACAGCCUGAUUGGUAAGCAUGUGAUCAAAGUCGGCCGAAGCUCUGGUUUCACUGAAGGCUGCAUUUUGGCGUAUGCAUUGGAAUACAACAACGACAAAGGGCACUGUUUUUUCAACGAUUUCCUCAUUGUGAGUGAUGACAACAAUGCUUUUGAGUUAGAAGGCGACACCGGGAGCCUGAUUUUGGUAAGAGGGGAAGCUGGAGAGAAGCCAAGACCGGUUGGAGUUGUUUGGGGUGGCACCACUCAACAGGGUCGUCUAAAACUUCAUAAGUGGAAGGAGCCGGAGAAUUGGACGAGUGGGGUUGAUCUGAGUCGCCUUCUGGAGUCCCUCGAUCUGAGCAUUGUCACAUCGAAUGAAGCCCUUUGUGAGGCUCUUGAAGUGCAGCGUCAGUGUCGGGCUGCUUCAUUCCAUCAGUCAACUCCGUGCCUGACUAUCCGCUCCCCGCUCAGCACAAUGUUAUCUAGCAGACACAUACAUCAAAUGGACGGAGGAUCACUUAAGUUCGAUUUACAUGACACAGUGAUGUGCAGGUCCUCAGAAACGCUGAAGGACCUGCUGUCUACAGCUACUUUUGAAACGAGUGCGACGCAAUCAGAGGUGAAGGAGCUCGCUAUUCUACCUUCUCCCAAGAAUGCACUUGAUCUCAGCAGCCGGAAAAUCCAGACAGCGCGGAGAAAAGCCACAAAUUCAAUACUUUUUACAAUCGAUGACCCUUUUAAACUUUCACUUUCAAGUCCGUUAUCUGGUGUCGAGCAUUGCAGCAACCUUAAGGAGUGGCACCAAGGGAUGAACGGAUGUGGUCGGCUUCCGAAAGCUGCAUCGUUCUUUGAGUGCUUUCAGUCUAGAACGAAAAAACUUCGUCCAUUAUCUGACUCCAGAUUUGUUCAACCGAACUCAUGAACUAGUGAACUAGCUGGUGGAUGCGGUGAAGCACUAUUGAAGCGAUUUUCAGGCUGAUAAUCAUUUGCAGUGUCUGAGAUACGCCACUAAUUCAUGAAGCUGUGCUGUUCCUGCAUCCUAGACGACAGUUGCAAAUAUAUCGCUUUACAUCAUUCUCGAGUCCAAUCUCGGUGCAACGCUUGAGAUUCAGCUUUCUCAACUCAAGCGAAUCACUUUCUGUUCUCUGGACAAGAAGCUUUACGUGGCUAGUAACUAUAAUUUAGAAUACCUCAGUCUGAGGUUCUUUUGAGUGUUGAGGAAGGUCCUUCCUUUCCAAAGAAUCCUUGGGGAUGCAUGUGGUGAAACAGGGAUGAGAGUUUUGCCGACGCUCAGUUGUGCUUUGAUCCAAAUUGGGGAUAGUUUUCUAACUGCGUCUCUGAGCAACUUCACAGGUGCAACAUAUGUCAUGAUGGGUAGCUUGCUGAGUCUAUAUUAUAGUGUAAUUUACGCUGGUCUUGGCAUGCGGGACUUCUAUUUAGGCCAAGACCACAGUGUACUAGGCUAAUUUACCAACUGGGCUAUCAUAUCUCAUAUCUUUAUGUAGUUCAUGGUUAAUGGUAUCGGACACUUCGCCAUAAUUGAUGGUGAGGUAAGUUUAUGCGAAUUUACUUGGUUAGUUCUCUUCUGCUUAAAAGAAAUGAAGGUUGAGUUAGUUAUGCUCAUUUUAACCUUGUCAA
Molecule: messenger RNA, 2780 nt
Organism: Physcomitrium patens
Lineage: Eukaryota; Viridiplantae; Streptophyta; Bryopsida; Funariales; Funariaceae
Source: RefSeq, a predicted model, not a curated record